Molecule: messenger RNA, 2402 nt
Organism: Sclerotinia trifoliorum
Lineage: Eukaryota; Fungi; Ascomycota; Leotiomycetes; Helotiales; Sclerotiniaceae
Source: the annotation of a GenBank genome assembly
UUAUAGGAAUCGUUGUCAAAGUGACUAGGUCCUAGUAGGUAUUUCCGUGGAUCUGCCGUCCUUCACCGCCUUUCACGGAGAGUGAGAUCUUGCUUCAUUACAGAGGUACAGCAUAUUUCUCGCUAAGCUCUCCAAUCACCAAUCGCUGGACUAAAGUCAGUAAAUUUCCUGAUGAGUCCACACUCCAAAGUUCUUCUCCAUUGAUACAUUCACCACUUUUGUUGACCACUUUGCUUUCCCGGUAUCCAUCAUGUCUAUCCCACCUCAAGACCCUACCAGAACUCCAUAUCAACAACCAAACCCACAACAUCAUAUAUUCCCAGGUCAACAAAAUCUUGGUCAGCAAAAUAUUGUUUAUCCAAGACCAACAUCAACUGGUAUUCGUGGUCCACCAAUUCAACAACACAAUUCUCCAUACACCACCCCAUACGCCAAUAAGCAACCAGUUCCACCAAGACAAAAUGGCAACAAUGGAGUAUCUGCAGAACAACAAAUUGCUCAAGGCAUUUUGAGUAAUACCACUAAUGGUCAGACUCCUCAACGGCAGCCUCAGAGACAAAAUGGACCCCCGCCUAUGGGUGCAGCAAUUCAUAUUGCCCCUCAACAUACCCCACAAAAUCAAUCCAUGACUGUCAAUCAUGCUGUUCAUCCAACUCCCCCAUCCGCCAUGAAUCAAGCUCGAGAGUUUGGCACUCAGCAACGACAGUCACAAUCCCCGGCGUUGCAAGGACAAAGUCUUGGCAUUCAACGACCCCCCUCCAUGAACCCCUCUCCCGCUAAUUCGAACCUCGGAUCUGCAAGGCCGCAAGAUUCACCGGCAAGCUCCGCUCAGGAUAUGUCCAUGAUUGAUCCUCAACUUUCACUCGAGCAACAAUUAGAUGCUGGCAGUUCCCUUCUUUCUCCCGCGGAUGAACACGAUCAAACUGAAGCUCCGGAAGUGUCUCCUGAUGAUAUGCUUAGUGCUCCACCCGGGGGUAGUUACCCAACUUUCGAGGCCCUCUUUGCAGCGGCACAAGCACAUGCUUUGACACAUGGCUACGCAUUUGUGAUUGGCAGAUCUAAACGUGAUAAUAGAGGCCUAAAGAAAGUUUUCCUAAUUUGUGAUCGCGGUGGAACCAACAAGGAGAAGGUACCAGGUGAACAGCGGCAACGUAAAACAAAGUCCCGCAAAUGUGGUUGCGAAUUUGGUGUCUUUGGUCUCGAAAAUAAGACUGCUUGGCUUUUACGGGGUCGGAUUGAUGGAGAACACCUCACACAUAAUCAUCCCCCGAGCGAUAGUCCCACUGAACAUCCAGGAGCUAGAAAGUUAGAUCCUAAAGCAAUUGCCGCUGUAAAGGCUCUUGAGGAAAAUGGUAAAUCAAUCCUAUUCGCAGAUGUCUAUGAACAUUUUUCUAAUACAUGACCUAGGUGUAUCUGUAAAAGAGACCCUCGAAAUUCUCCACCGGGAAAAUCCCACCAUUCGCUUCCUUCCCCGCGAUAUUUACAAUGCUCGAGCCGCCAUCAAGCGAGACCCAUCUCGUGUAGAACCUACAGCUAUGGAGUCUCUCCCCACCUUCUACAAAAAGCCUCCCAUGACAUUUGAAGAGAAGCUCCGCGCCGAACUUCGAACUGAGGUAGCCAACGCCCAAGCAGAAGUGGAGAAAGUCAAGGCCGAUUGGAAGAGAGAAGUAGAAGAUCUAAAGGAACAAUUAAGACAGAAAGAUGUUGUGAUUCACAAGUUUGAGCAGUUUAUCGAUAUUUGUAAUGAGCGGGUAAUGAUUCGAAGAGAUGAUUUAUUCAAUGCCCCUCCUGAGGCUGAGCCAAGUGCAAAUGCUAUGGGCAAUGCUAUGGGUAAUUCUAUGGGCUAAAUUGAGGCGGUUUCUAUCUAUUGAUUAGAUAAACCUAUUGGUGGCUGGAUUACGGAUGAAAUUUUAUGAAUUGGGGAUUACAGGAAUGUAUUUUUGAGUCAAUGGAGUUUCACCUAGUUCACUCCUUUUCAAGGGUAGAAUCCUUGUGGGCUUCCAGGUUCGGUUGGUUCGGGUGGGCUAGCACUACGGUUACUUGGUGUUUGGGAUGGAUGGAGGGACAGACUUUUGCAUGUUUCCAAUAUGGCUUGUUAUAAUGGAUGGGGCUGUUCUUUUGGAGUUUGGGCAAAUCAAUAUGAGAUAAGACGUAUUGUACAUCUUCAUACAGGAGACGGUCUCUGGGAGAGGGUCUUUGGGAUGGGUAUAGCAGAUAGGAAUCCGGAUACAUACAUGCAUUCGUUAUCCGUCUUAUAAAUCAUAUAAUUUAGAAGCUUGCUGGCUUUCGUUGAACAGGAUGAGAGAUGGAGAGGGUGAAGGAGAUGAAAAGGUCUGUAUGUAAACACUUGCUGGAAUACAAUGUCUUACUGGUUUUUCCGAUCUAGAUAGAGCUAUCGAUGA